This is a messenger RNA of Dimorphilus gyrociliatus, 3353 nucleotides long. The record is from the annotation of a GenBank genome assembly. Lineage: Eukaryota; Metazoa; Annelida; Polychaeta; Dinophilidae.
CGGUAUGAUUCUUCCUUCCUCUCUCUCUCUCUCUCUCUCUCUCUCCGUGUUUAUCUCCCCCCCCCACCGCUCUCUCUCUCUCUCUCUCUAUCCAACCAAACUCAUCUAGGCUUAAUUUUCUAUAAACUUUUGAACUUUUCACCAUAGCAGGUUGUGGACACUGCAACGCGAAGAGUAGGAGUACAUUUCGAGAGCUUGUUUUGUAAAUGUUAACAUCGUCUACUAGUCAAAGGGAGAAGUGUUCCUCUGUAAGGAGAAAAUUGAUGGAGGAGAAUAGACUAAAGGACAUCUGUUUGGAUUAUAUAGCAAAGAAUAUUGACAUUAUAAUAGAGUUUGUAAAUAGGACAAAUGCAACUUUACCUCAUGGAAUUUCAGAGAAAAUAUUCGAAUGUUUGGAAGAGAAAGAUUUCGGCAUAAAAGAAGAAUAUUUAGAAUUCUUUUCUUCCAAUGGAAAAUUACUACAGAACGUACGAUUAUACGGCCGUAGAAUAAAGCAUAAAUCAUCUCUACGUUUCCUCAAAUAUCAUCCUAUAAAGAAUUUAAUAAUUAGAAAUUUACAACAAUUAACUAUAGCCGAAUGGUUAAAUUACGUUAAUAAAGAGACAUUAGAAACUUUAAGCGUUUCCGGUUGUCAAUUUUCAGAGGUAGAAGUUGAUUUAUACCCAAAGAGUCUACCAACGCAAGCCGACUAUCUAGGAGGAUUUAAUAGUCUAAUUAAAUUAGAUGUCAGCUAUACGGAUUUCGAAGAUGCUCACUUCAAAGUUGUUUGUAACGAAUACGUUAAUUUAGAGGAAUUAGAUAUAUCAGGAACAUUAGUUAAAUGUUUAGGUUGUUUAACGAAAUUGGAAAGAUUAAAAGUAUUUAAAUUCUGUACAAGGAGAUCUUUGUUGAAUUGGAACGAAUAUACAAAUCUAUUGUACUUGAAACAUCUUCAGAUAAUCAACAUUGGAAUGUGCCUUGGAGAUUACGAAGCUAAUUCGGUCGAUAAGGCAUUUUGCGAAUGGUUAUAUCAUUUCCUGCAGCAGGCUCAAUGGAACGAUUUACAAAGUAUUAGUAUUUCCGAAUAUGGUGAUGUCGAUUUGAAUAUUUUAAGGAGAUUUAUAGACAAUCAUCCAAACUUGAAAUUCUUUGGACUCGACGUGAAUAAUGUUACUAAACACUUGAACGAACUCGGUAGCAUUUCAAAUGUUAUAUACGCUUCCUGCUAUUCGAACAAAUUAUCUGAAAUAAUCAAUGUAUUCUUUUCGCCUUAUUCCACCUAUAUUUUUGAAGUUUUCAACGAUCAAACAAUGGCUCUAUUUCACGUAUUUUCAAUUGAAAUUAAACGUAUGAAAAAGCCUGAUAGAGUAGAAUAUUUCAAUUCUUUAAAUAUGGACGAACUAUGGAGGAUUCUAUUAGCUAUUAUUGACGAACAUAAAACCAUCAAUUUUAAACAUUGGGUUAGAGAUAAUAACAUCCUCUUUAUCAUUCAAGCUUUUGAAUUAAUUAAAAAGAUGAGAAUUCUACCUGGCUAUAGGCAAAAUUGGAUUAGAGUUAUUAAAAUAUCUUGCCAAAUAAUUGAAUUAUAUUACGACUUAAAAGAGCCUGCCGAAGAUUUUUUACCAUUUAGACUUAUAUCAUCGAUUUUCCUCCACUUUUACGAUUUAAUUCAUUUAGUUGCAAAUAAACUGAAACUAGUUACGAUGCUAUUCGGAUUAGUUGGAGAAAAUUCAGUUGUUCGUAACGUUCUAGCUCUUAUACACCGGCUCAUUGACGAAGUUGAUUUUACAACUGUAAGAUAUCGAUCGAUUAUACCGUUUUAUAUAUUACGUAAUUUGUGCUUUUUACCAUUUGUAAAGCUUAAUGAAAGCGAACUACACGAAAUGAUUAACAACUUUGGUAUCUUUCGAAAUAUUCUCGUCAGAUCCUACCAUCCCGAUCAGCCGGUACUUUUUGAGAAAAUUCACGACAUCGUACACGAAGGAUUGUUAAAUUAUAAACAAUUUUACGGAACGCAACAUUUGUUCAUUGAAUCGGAGUCAAAGUUGAUUGUUGAUGAGAAAACUGGUAAAUAUUUCAACGAGAACAGAAAGAAUACAUUUUCCUAUGUGGGCUAUAUGUGCUUUUUAUAUUUAUUUACAAUGAACGGAAUUACUAGACCUUAUGAAUUCGUUGGCGAAAUUAACAUACAUUCGGAAAUUGAGAAAUCAUCGCAAAGGAAUAUGGGCAGGAAUGUUACAUUCUAUUUUAAAGAAGACUACGUUCUUGAAUUGGUUCUUCGGGUUACCUGUUUAGACAACUAUUUCGGUGAUUAUUGUACCUGUAAAGGUAGAAGGAGGAAAACUGACAUUUGCUUUAAAAAUGGUACCGUUCUCUGUAAAUUAACUAAUCAACCUUACACGCAUGUCGAAGAGGAAUGUAUUGAUACGAGAAUAUCGCAGUUAACCGUCGCAAUCUAUAUACAAUCCGUUCAAUUAACAAACAAAGUAUCGUGUAAGGAAUACGACGACUGCAGUCUUAACAAUACGAGAUUUUGCUUUGGAUUGCAUAAUAAAUACGAAAUAGUUUGCGACGAUUAUCAAUUCAAUCGCAAUUCGAACAAUAGUAAAGAAUUUCUACCAGUUGACGUUAAAUCUAUGAAAUUUCAUAUUGGAAGUAGAAAAUUCAUGUACUUGGGUACCGAAGUUCAACUAUUCAAGAAUCAAUCUUUGUUCACUCUCUACGAAUCUUUCGAUAAAACAUUAUAUAUAAAAAACAUCAAGAAUCAUUCGAUUAUCGUGAUUUUAGGCGACUUUGAUAAACUUGAAUUUACAUUGCGAUUUGAAUGUUCGAGAACUGGAGCCCAUCCUAAUCUGAAAUCAUGGUGGUCUGUCGACUUGGAAAGAGAGUACGAGAUAACCAGCGUAUGCCUUUUAAAUACAAAUGGAAUCGAUUAUGAUAAACUAAGUAAUUUUCAAGUAAGCGUUGGUAAUUUUCCACUUGAAACGUCUAAUAUAUGCACAACAUAUUCUGGAACUGUCCCUGAGCCUCAAAAUUCUAAUGAAUAUAUAUGUUUUAACUGCCAACAAGAUUCAAUAGGUUCUUUUUUAACAAUACAACAUUUGGACGAGGGAAAGAAUUUAAUACUAUGCGGUGUAACGGUAAAUGGUCAAUCGGAAAAGCCUUCUAAUAUUGCCUCUAUCAAUCAACCGCAUUUUGUGGCUUUUGGAGGAAAAACUUCUUCUACGAUACACGCCUUCGAUAAGUUUUACGGAUCAUUCUUCUCCACCAAAACAACCGAUCUCAAUUAUAAGAGGCCAUUUCUGAGGAUUGAUUUACACGAAAGCCGCCUUAUCUACGGACUUAUCAUCAUUUCUGCUGAAGAUGGUUUGUAG